This is a messenger RNA of Ilex paraguariensis (yerba mate), 552 nucleotides long. NCBI's taxonomy places the organism in Eukaryota, Viridiplantae, Streptophyta, Magnoliopsida, Aquifoliales, Aquifoliaceae. The record is from the annotation of a GenBank genome assembly.
AUGGGUCUAUGCGGUGGCCCUUGCAGCGAACGGUGCUUUCACUUCUUCCCAUGUCUCUCCGAUCCAGCUCGGAGAUCGACGUUGUGUUUGAAAGCGGCGUUGGUGAUGCUGCAUCUAGUCUUUGUGGGCCUCCUUUUCCUUUUCGAUAGAGAUUUGAUCGAGAAAACCCGAGAAAAACCAUGGUACACAGCACUAUACUUGUCAUUAGUUGUUGCUACAUUGGGUCAAUAUUUCCUAACCUCUGGUUCUUCUCCGGGCUAUGUUCUUGAUGCAAUGAGGGCUGUAAAUGAGAGAGAUGCCUUAAUCAGAAGGACGCCAGUUUCCUCAAAACAUUCUGCUCCAAGCAAAAGUGGCAGCGUAGUUAUUACUGUGGAUGCUCACCCAUUGAGAAGAAAUCUUUUACAGAGUAAUACAACAUCUUGGACAAAGCUUGUGCUGGACAUGUAUCCUCCUGGAUCAUCUGCUAGCCGCCAAGGGCAAAACAUUGUCAUGAUUGUGACAAAUGCGUUCUUCAGUUUGAUCAUCACUGUGUUUGGCUUGGAACAUGCGUAG